UCUUAUUGCUUCUUGAUGCAGGUGACAUCUCCUGGAGGUAAUACGGUCCAUACUUUGAAAGGAACAUCAGGGGACAAAUUUGAGUUCAAGGCCCCCAGAAGUGGAAUGUACAAAUUCUGUUUCCAUAAUCCUUAUUCUACACCAGAAACAGUCUCUUUCUACAUUCAUGUUGGUCAUAUUCCAAGUGAACAUGACCUUGCCAAGGAUGAACAUUUGGACCCCAUCAACGUCAAAAUUGCUGAAUUGAGGGAGGCAUUGGAGUCUGUUACAGCUGAGCAGAAGUACUUGAAAGCACGUGAUGGUCGUCAUCGUCACAGUAAGGCCUCCUUUCAUUUUAAGUGUUGCCUGUUUUGAUAUGAUGCAAUAUUCAAUUUUCUAACAUAAUAUUUGGUUGAUUUGUCUUUGACUGUGUAGCGUGUGCUUACUUCUGAUGUUCUGUGAUAUGCUUUGUGGUUGUAGAAGUUUGAAAGUUCUUAAGGCUUGAUAUUUAAUGUUUGUCUAAGAUACUAUAGUUGAAAAUCAAAUGCCCAUGGCCUCAAGCUUGAAAUAUAGAAAAGGAUACUGACAAGCAUAUACAUAAAACUACGCCAUGCUGGAAGUUGUAUUUUUAACGAUGACAUUCUUAGGUAGGAGGAGUUACUUAGUGAUGGGAAAACGUACAAAUGCAGUUUGAGCAUUUAAUAACAUUACGCCUAUUGUGAAUCAAUUGAUUAGAUCAACAAUAAUCUUUCAGGUUAAGAUGAUGCCAUAUAUGUAAAUAGUAGUGUUUCACUGUCGCUUGCUGGAUUA
Messenger RNA from Olea europaea var. sylvestris, 789 nucleotides. RefSeq names its product transmembrane emp24 domain-containing protein p24beta3-like. Bases 16 to 354 code for a protein of 112 amino acids. The transcript has 2 exons. Gene Ontology annotation, cellular component: COPII-coated ER to Golgi transport vesicle; endoplasmic reticulum; Golgi apparatus. The record is from RefSeq and is a predicted model, not a curated record. Gene Ontology annotation, biological process: Golgi organization; endoplasmic reticulum to Golgi vesicle-mediated transport; intracellular protein transport. Lineage: Eukaryota; Viridiplantae; Streptophyta; Magnoliopsida; Lamiales; Oleaceae.